Sus scrofa (pig) is the source of this 1567-nucleotide messenger RNA. NCBI's taxonomy places the organism in Eukaryota, Metazoa, Chordata, Mammalia, Artiodactyla, Suidae. The record is from RefSeq and is a predicted model, not a curated record.
AUCAGUCUCUUUGAAAUGUCUAAAUAUUUCCAAGGUUGAGCCAUGGCGAGCAAAUAUUCUAGCAUGUUCAAAGCAGAAAUAAUUCCCUAAAUCUCCUAGGACCUGCCUCCUUUGGCCCAUGCUUAUCUUGUGCCCUGCAUCAUGGUGAAAUAGCUAUAAAUUAUCCUCGUAGCCGCCACAGUGAUUGACACAGACGUAUCGACCAUAAAACAUAGAGGUGUUUAGUGUGGAGUCCAUCAAUAUGGGGGGAUUGACAUAAAGUAGUCACGAAGCAAGUCCUUCAUUGAGAAGUUGAGACAGCACCCUUAUCAGUGGGAAGAAAUACUGAGCCUCUAGCCUAGGAUUUCUUAUGUUCGGUCGUAGUUCUAGUGAUUAACAGUCAUGAGUUGUCUUAGUUACACUGAGACUAGGUUACAGAAGUAAAGAAUGAAGUAGAACGUCAUUUGCUACACACAUAUAUAAGGAUGAGAAACUUAAGUCGUUUCUCAGCUUAUGUUCUGUGCAGUCAGGGGUUGAGUUCGACCGUCUCCGAGACCCCUUCCAGCAAUGUCUGUGUCGUUCUUUGGCAGGAAGACCACCACUAGGUGGUCUCUGGCAUCAUGGAAGAUGUCAUGGACAUCAUUUGCCAUCAUAGACGACGACCACUAGGGGGCGGAGUAGUGAGCAGGAUUAGUAGGCAGCCAACCCGCCUUCUAUGGGUGGAGAACAGAAGAUUGGGGGGCAAGGUCGCACCUUCCUUCAGAGAGGUGUGGUGCCAGGCCAGCAGCUGAAGAUGCUGGUGCUUCUGCUGCUUCUGGGACCCAGCUACGGGUUUGGCGCCCUCGUCUCUCAACAUCCCGGCAGGGCCAUCUGUAAGAGUGGUGCCUCUGUGACCAUCCAGUGCCGUACAGUGGACCUUCAAGCCACAACUAUGUUCUGGUAUCAUCAGUUCCCAGAACAGGGCCCCCUGCUGAUAGCAACUUCUAACAUGGGCUCUAAUGCCACCUACGAAAAAGGUUAUAACAGCGCCAAGUUUCUCAUCAGCCACCCAAACCAAAGGUUUUCAUCUCUGGUGGUGAGAAGCGUGCAUCCUGCCGACAGCAGCCUCUACUUUUGUGGUGCUAGUGACACAGCGCUGAGCAGAGAUCAGAGACCCAAACAAGAACCUUUGCAGCAGCCGCCCUCCCCCACCCCACCCACCCCAGGGGAGAGCCCCCUGGAGGGUGUGGAGGGAGGAAAAACCACAGUCUUUCUGACUGUGAGGUGGGUGUGUGUGUGUGUGUGUGUGUGGAGAGAGAAAAAUGGGGAAAAAAAUCUAAGUAUGGAGUGUGGAGAAAGUCUGGUGUUUGAGAACUAGCCAAUGGGAAUGGAGCCGGGCCUAUAAAUGGCCAACUGAUAUGGAGUAGUUCCUUGGGCUGAAAAUGCUAAAACCUGGAUUUUCCUUCUGACUCUGCCGCAGGUUAAUCAUAUAUUCUUCGAUACAUCAACACAUAAUUCUCUAGGUAGAUCUCAAAAAGCUUCUGUAAAACACUGUGUAUUUUUGUAAUCAACGUUGGCAUUUGUCUCCCCAAGACACUUCAACACUUUC